AUGGCACCGUCGGCUCCGCAUCGUGUCUGUCGAGUCCCGACGGCCUCGAGUACAUGCGAUCUUUCUGCUUCUACUUCCGGACGCCUCCUUCUCUCCCUUCGCCCUCCGAGAGGCUGCAACUGGGGCAACUCAGACCAACAUUCACUCGUCGGCCUCAGCGACUCAUGCGACAUUUAUGGGUCUGAGUACACCAGGCCGAGCUUGUCUCCAGUCGCAACAUGGCGAUAUGAUGACACGUCGACACGACGACACGACUCGACCCGGUCCGCUCCGCUCCGGUCCGGUCCGGUCUGCUUCUUGCCUCUUGAGUGUAGAGCUGGGCUAUUCCUGAGGCCCUCCUCAGACAGCCUCCUCCGUUGGCAUGUGGACGCAGACGGUUUGCGUGUCGAUCGAUGCCUCGUCGCCCUUCUCUCCUCCGGGCUUGGGCAUACCGCCUUGUCAGCAGAGCCGGAACACCUUCACUCCGAUCCGAACAUGGCAUUGCGUAGAGCUCGCACUUUCUGUCUGCCCAUCAACCGACGGUUUGUUUGCAUGUGUCUGACAUUGUCUGUAUGCGUCUCACCACGACUGAAUCUCAUUAUUGCCUGCCCGUCUGUUGUUGCUUGUUGCCAGUUGGCAGUUUUGAUGGUUCGGUUGGUUUUGGUAGUUUUGGUUGCUGACGUCUUCUUCGUCUUCUACACCCUCUGCACUCCUCCGGUCGGCUGGAUCGACCUGAGGCCUAAUCAGGCCGAUUAG
Molecule: messenger RNA, 735 nt
Organism: Protopolystoma xenopodis
Lineage: Eukaryota; Metazoa; Platyhelminthes; Monogenea; Polystomatidea; Polystomatidae
Source: the annotation of a GenBank genome assembly